CCUGUAUUGAUGGAUCAGAAUUAUAAAGUUUAUAUUUUUUUUUAGAAUGAACUGGAGUCCACAAGUUUUCGUCAUCACUAGAGCUCUCAACAUCUGACAUUUUCAAUAUUAAUUAUAUUUUUGUUUGUAGAAUUUUAAAAACCCAACUGCAAAUUUUUACACAGAGUAAAAAAUGUGUGUAUAUGCGCAUGCGUGAUUUAAUCAGAUUUUUCGAAUCACACCAGCGCCAUCGAUCCACGGCGUUCUUUCGAUUAACUAUCAAUAGUGCGGGUAUUGACUAUAGUCCAUGGAGGAUAGAGAUACCUCUACCCCUCUACCUUCCAUAGUACAGUCAUACAAGAGACAGCCAUUUUGUAUAGGGGUCAUAUUACAUGUCCACGUGGGAUGUGAAUCUCGAUGCAAGUUUUCGAUAGAAUGUUCUCGAGUUUGUUGAAAGCGUCGUAGUAAUAUCAUACAUGCUUUUAUUCAAACGUGUCUUGUGCUCACCAAACUUUUCUGUCCUGGUUUAAUUUAAUUUGUGCCUUUGAUACAGAUUUGUAAUUUAUUUAAUUACAACGUAUUAGUGAAAUAAACGAAAAAAAAAUUUAAGGAUUAGAGUGUUGAAAACAUGUUUAUUAUUAAAUGUAAAAGAGAUAACUCGUACAGUAAAGUGGCUGACAAAAAUGUUAUUUAUGAUUCUUCUCACCCUCCAGAAGAAGGAGACGAAGUAUUUUUUACCUAUAAUAAUUUGAAAGAAAUGGGACUGGUAAUAACUUGGUCUGAUGACAUGGAUGUCAUUGACAAAAAAUUUGACAAGAUAAAAAAUAAGUUAAAAAAACGAGAAUUCUCUGAUGAUGAAGGAGAUAAUGAGACUGUUGUUACACCAAAACGUAUAAGGAAAGUAAAUCACAAGUAUUCAUCGGACUCUUAUGAGAAUCUUAGUUUUUUCCAGCCUUAUAAGCCCAUUGAUGACACGAAGAAAGAUUCGAAGACAAGACAAAAAGGGAAGAAAGACGAUAAAAGUCAGCAAAAUUCUGUUAAAAAAAACAAAGGAGUAAAGGAUUCUUCAAAAAUUAAGAAUGAGGGGAAUGACCACAUUCAGUCUUUCAUUGAGAAUCAUAUCUUUGAAAAAAAUUUAAUUGAUGAUUCGCCAAGUCAGUCCAAAGAGGAUUUAAUGACGAAACUCGAAAAGGCUGGAAAAAAACUUGCUCUCACUGAAGAAUCCAACGUGACAGCAUCACCGAAAUCCCAGCCUUUGAUUGGGAAAAAAUCGCUGGGAAAUAAUGGCAAAUCUACUAGUGUAAACGAUUCGCGUACAGAGUCUGAAGAUACAUCAGAUGGAAGUGUCUCCGACUUUGAUGAUUCCGACAUUGAUGAAGAUAGCUUAUUGGGAGGCAAAAACUAUUCUCCUGACGAAAAAAUUGAUGGUGAGGAAAAUGUCCAAAUUGAUCCUAAAGAAACUGAAACUGAUGAGUCCAAGGUCAAAAGGGAUAAAGAUGUUGAAGAUGAUGAUCUUUUCGGAAAAAAUUGGCCCGAAGAAAAAAUGGUUAAAUUGAUGAAGCAAGUCUAUUGUAAACAAUCUGUGUUUGAUUUGGCUAAAUCGUUGUCAAGCCAGGCUAGUCAUGUUGCCCGAAGAUUAAUUACUGGUGUCAUUAAACCUUCAGGCUACAUGGACUCAACUUUUACGGGACAAGCUCCCCGUGCUCACAAACCACUUGGACAACAAGAACCACUCAAAGUUAAACCUCUCAAUGAAAUCGCUAAAAAUGAAAUCAUUGAUUUCGCACUAGCAUGCGCUGAACAAAAAGGUUGGAAAAACAGGAAAGGUGUUGCUCAAACCAGAUGUGAAGUUGAGAGAGCUAUGUCCCAACGUAUUGGUGAGCUAAAAAGAUGUAAUAAUGAAAACACUAAGGUGCUAAACAAGCCUAAUGAACCAUAGCUGUAUAAACAUUUUCCACAUUUCAGUAUUUCAUAUUUUAUUACAGACAUAACUAAUAGGAAUUUAAAAUAUAAAUUUAUAUUGUUAUUUCUUACCAUUUUUGAAAGUUUAAUCAUAUGUUAUUAAAUUUGUACCACGUAGAUUACACACAUGAAAGUAUUAUAUAAAAUAAUGUAAUUGUUUUAUUGCGUUCAGUAUUAAGAAUAUGUACAAUGAAAGAAAUUUGCUUUAACUGCUUGAGGUGUCAGAUUAUAAUGAGUCAUCUCGUGA
Microplitis mediator is the source of this 2188-nucleotide messenger RNA. RefSeq lists its product as uncharacterized. Lineage: Eukaryota; Metazoa; Arthropoda; Insecta; Hymenoptera; Braconidae. The transcript is spliced from 7 exons. The record is from RefSeq and is a predicted model, not a curated record. Bases 608 to 1918 code for a protein of 436 amino acids.